Molecule: messenger RNA, 438 nt
Organism: Penicillium angulare
Lineage: Eukaryota; Fungi; Ascomycota; Eurotiomycetes; Eurotiales; Aspergillaceae
Exons: 2
Coding region: 1-438 (145 amino acids)
Molecular function (GO): protein binding
Source: RefSeq, a predicted model, not a curated record
AUGCACCAUUUUCAGUUUGUGAAACUCGGAACUAUAUACGCCUACAUGGACCAACUAGAUGUUGCACUUCAAUAUGGCAUGAAAGCCGUUGAGGUUUAUCGGAAAACAUUGGGGGAGAGAAAAUUUUACACGAUUGGUUCUAUUGGUAACCUUACAAUCUUAUACGGUCGUCUGAACCCGUUUUCAAGAAGCCGAGCCCCCUUGCGCGAGCUGGAUUCUCUGGGAGAAAAGCACCCUGGGACAAUUGAUGCGAUGGAGAUUCUCGCGAUGGUCUAUGAGGGUCUGAAGAGAGAUAAAGAGGCCUCGUCUCUUAGGUGGGGGGUUACAAAAGCGCGGGUCGAUGCCUACCGAGAUAGAAAUCGGAGAAGGUUCAGUCACAAUAAUCUUCUUUCUUUAACUGCAAAGGUUCUGGUGUCAGCCAUUGAUCGGUUUGAGUAA